AUAUUUAUCAAUUUUAACAAUUUUAAUCAACUUGUGAUUUAAUUGGUUUCCAAUAAAUCAGCUUGAUCGUACUACAAUUAACAUGAUGGUCUUUUCAUUUUCAAGAUAAGAAUCAGUUGAUUGCCAAGUAACUAAGAAAAAGAUUCCUUAUUUGUUGUUAUUGUUUUCUCCUUGUUUUGUUUUUGUUUACAAUCAAAUUUAAAUCGUUAUUAGAUGAUUAAUCUACUUUUACCAGUUAAAUCAGCUCUAUUUAAUUAUGUUCCAAUCACAACCACAUUGAUUAGUAAACGUUUCAUUGAGACAAUUAAAGUUGGUAUCAUUGGAUCAGGACCAGCGGGGUUUUAUACAGCUCAAGCUUUACUAAAGGAUAGUAGAAUCGAAAUAGACAUUUAUGAAAAGUAUCCAGUUCCAUUUGGACUAAUAAGAUUUGGAGUAGCUCCAGAUCAUCAAUCAGUAAAGAAUGUAAUCAAUUCUUUUACCAAUACUGCUCUUCAGAGUAGAGUUUCAUUCUAUGGUAAUAUAAACAUUGGUCAAGAUGUGACUUUACAACAAUUACUUAAAUCAUACAAUGCAAUUGUCCUUUGUUAUGGAGCAACUGAAGAUCGUAAAUUAAAUAUUAAAGGAGAGCAAUUGAUUAAUGUAUUACCUGCAAGACGAUUCGUUGGAUGGUACAAUGGUAUUCCCCAGGAUUCUGACCUAAAUCCUUUCUUACAGACUGAAGAUGUUGUCAUAAUAGGCCAUGGAAAUGUCGCUCUAGAUUGUGCGAGAAUUUUACUCUCACCCGUUGAUGAAAAUUUAAAGAAUACUGAUAUUACAAGUCAUGCAUUAGCUGCCCUGAGGGAAAGUAAAGUAAAAAGAGUCUAUCUUGUUGGAAGACGAGGACCACUUCAAGUGUCUUUUACCAUCAAAGAAUUAAGAGAAUUAACUAAAUUACCUAAUUGUGAUACUGUUGUUUUCUCUGAGGACUAAAACAUUACACCAGAAAUUAUUGAAAAACUUCCUCGUCCAAGGAAACGAUUAACUGAAUUAAUGGCGUCUUUAGCUAAUGAUAAACAAUUAACGAACAAUUCGAAGCGAUGUGUCCUCAUGUUUUGUCGAUCACCUCUUGAAAUUAUCGGUAAUAAGUCAGGCCAAGUUUCGUCUGUUAAUUUUGGUGUUAACGAAUUGAAACCAUCCGGAGACGAUGUAAAAGCCGUUUUAACCGAUGAACGAGAGAUCAUAAAUUGUGGCCUAUUUUUGCGAAGUAUCGGUUAUCGGGCUAUUUCCAUUGAUGAAAGUAUACCUUUGGAUGAGAAAACGGGAGUAAUAAGUAAUACGAACGGCAAAGUUACCGGUUUCGAUUUUGGUCUUUACUGUAGUGGUUGGGCCGCUACUGGAGCAACGGGAGUGAUUCUAGGUACUAUGAGUUCGAGCUUUGAGAUUGGUGAACAUAUUUUAAAUGAUUUAAAAUCAAAUGAAUCACAAUUAACUGAAAAACCAGGAGCGAAUGAAAUAAUUCCCCAUCUUAAAUCAAACGGAGUAAAAGUUGUUACCUUUAGUGAUUGGCAACGAAUCGAUGAAUUGGAAAAAAGUUUAGGUUCAAAUUUAGGUAAACCAAGAGAGAAAUUAAUUAAUCAACAAGAGAUGAUCAAAGCAAUUGUCGACGAUAAAAAGUGAAACACUUGGAUCACAAUCAACUAAUUGUUACUACUAUUGGUAUCUUUUUCCUUCCGAGACAAUUUCAAUUGGGAAUGAUAAUAAUACAUUUUAUCCAAUAUUAAUUUCAAAUUUAAUGACAAUAUAAGACUACGAUCAGUUAAUUGUUCAAAUUUGCGAGUAAAAUAUUAAAGGUACAAAAAAUUGGAAUAACAAUCAACGAAUCAAUUGUUACCAAUUGUCCAUUUCUAAAUUACAAUUAAAUCCAACGGUUAAAUUUUA
Messenger RNA from Panonychus citri (citrus red mite), 1917 nucleotides. It is a transcript of the gene dare, whose product is annotated as NADPH:adrenodoxin oxidoreductase, mitochondrial-like. NCBI's taxonomy places the organism in Eukaryota, Metazoa, Arthropoda, Arachnida, Trombidiformes, Tetranychidae. Gene Ontology annotation, biological process: ubiquinone biosynthetic process. The record is from RefSeq and is a predicted model, not a curated record. Gene Ontology annotation, cellular component: mitochondrion.